AUGAAGCUUUCACCAUCAGGGAUGGGUCAGCAAGUUCAUGAAGGGGAGAAAAAGUGCUUAAAUUCCGAGCUAUGGCAUGCCUGUGCGGGUCCUCUGGUGUCCCUGCCGACAAUUGGGAGUCGUGUGGUUUACUUCCCUCAGGGUCACAGCGAGCAGGUUGCUGCCACUACUAAUAAAGAAGUCGACGCCCACAUACCAAAUUACCCAAGUUUGCCACCCCAGCUGCUAUGCCAACUCCACAAUGUUACAAUGCAUGCAGAUGUUGAGACGGAUGAAGUGUAUGCUCAGAUGACACUGCAGCCCCUGACUUUGCAAGAACAAAAAGAUACGUAUCUUCCCGUGGAGUUGGGAACUCCUAGCAGGCAACCAAUGAAUUACUUUUGCAAGACACUGACUGCGAGUGAUACUAGCACGCAUGGAGGCUUCUCUGUUCCCCGUCGUGCUGCAGAAAAAGUUUUUCCUCCUUUGGAUUUCACGCAGACACCACCUGCACAAGAACUCAUUGCGAGGGAUCUUCAUGAUGUUGAAUGGAAGUUUAGGCAUAUUUUCCGGGGCCAGCCUAAGAGGCAUUUGCUUACUACUGGCUGGAGUGUGUUUGUCAGUGCCAAAAGACUUGUUGCAGGAGAUUCUGUUCUUUUUAUCUGGAAUGAGAAAAAUCAGCUCCUUUUGGGAAUUCGCCGUGCCACUCGACCACAAACUGUGAUGCCAUCGUCUGUUCUUUCAAGUGACAGUAUGCACAUUGGACUGCUUGCUGCUGCUGCUCAUGCUGCUUCUACUAAUAGCUGCUUCACUAUAUUUUAUAACCCAAGGGCUAGUCCAUCUGAAUUCGUUAUACCACUUUCAAAGUAUGUCAAAGCUGCUUAUCAUACACGUGUUUCUAUUGGAAUGCGUUUUCGGAUGCUAUUUGAAACUGAAGAAUCAAGUGUUCGCAGAUACAUGGGCACAAUUACUGGCAUUGGUGACCUAGAUCCUGUUCGUUGGCCAAACUCUCACUGGCGAUCUGUCAAGGUUGGCUGGGACGAAUCCACUGCAGGAGAGAGGCAGCCACGGGUAUCAUUAUGGGAAAUUGAACCCUUGACUACAUUUCCUAUGUAUCCCUCUUUAUUUCCCCUCAGACUGAAACGACCAUGGUAUUCAGGGGGAUCAUCUUUUCAAGAUGGCUGUAAUGAAGCCAUGAAUGGCAUGGCGUGGAUGAAAGGUGAAACUGGUGAGCAAGGACUCAAUUCUAUGAAUUUCCAGUCUGUUGGUAUGUUUCCCUGGAUGCAGCAAAGAGUUGAUCCGACAGUCCUACACAAUGAUCUUAAUCAGCAAUACCAGGCUAUGCUGGCAGCCGGUUUGCAACAUUGUGGAAGCGGAGAUUUGCUCAAAGACCAACUCAUGCAGCAGUUCCAGCAGAAUCCUGUUCAAUAUCUUCAACAUUCAGGUAGCCAUAACCCCCUGUUACAGCAGCAGCAGGUAAUCCAGCCAACAAUAUCUUCACAUAUGCUCCCUACACAAACCCAAAUGCUGUCAGAUAAUUUGCAGAGGCCAACUCAACAGCAAGUUAACAAUGUGUCCAAAGAACAUCAGCAACGACACAAUUAUCAGGAAUCAUUUUUAAUGCAACGUGAUCAGCCUCAACAGAAGCAGCCAUCUGAUGUUCCUUCCCCUUCAUUUAAGAAAUCUGACUUCACAAAUUUGAACAGUAAAUUUGCAGCGUCUGUUGCUCCUGGAAUGCAAAAUUUGCUGGGUUCACUUUGUUCUGAAGUGAGUGGUAAUCUUUUAAGUUUCUCUAGACCUGAUGAGUCAAUACUCUCAGAGCAGUCACCCCAACAAUCCUGGGUGUCUAAAUUCUCUCAGUCGCCAAACAGUAAUUGUUCCAAUUCGACAUCACUUCCACAGUAUUCAGGAAAAGAUUCUUCUGCUGAGCAGGGAACUUGUAGCUUGGAUGCCCAGAAUCAUUCUCUUUUUGGUGCUAAUAUUGACACUGCAGGGCUCUUGCUUCCAACUGUUGUGUCUAGUAUUGCUAAUACCUCUUCGGUUCAUGCUGAUAUGUCCUCUAUGCAGCUGGGGUCUUCUGGGUUUCAGAGUCCUCUAUACGGCUAUGUGCAAGAUUCUUCUGAGUUGUUGCAUAAUACAGGACAAGUUGACCAACCAUCCGUGACCUGUACCUUCAUCAAGGUUUAUAAAUCAGGAUCGGUUGGUAGGUCACUGGACAUCGGCCGGUUCAACAGCUAUCAGGAGCUGCGUCAGGAACUAGGUCAAAUGUUCGGUAUUGAAGGGUUGCUUGAAGACCCUAAAAGAUCAGGCUGGCAGCUUGUAUUCGUUGACAGGGAGAAUGAUGUGCUUCUCCUUGGAGACGAUCCAUGGGAGGCAUUUGUGAAUAAUGUCUGGUAUAUCAAGAUCCUUUCUCCCGAUGAUGUGCAGAAACUGGGAGAAGAAGAAGCUCGAUCCUUGGGUCGAAGUGCAUCUGAAAGGAUAAAUAAUACUGAAUGCCAAGACCUUGUUGGACUCUCGUCUAUAGGGUCGCUUGAAUACUGA
Molecule: messenger RNA, 2520 nt
Organism: Fraxinus pennsylvanica
Lineage: Eukaryota; Viridiplantae; Streptophyta; Magnoliopsida; Lamiales; Oleaceae
Source: the annotation of a GenBank genome assembly